GAUGCCUUCACCUGAUGGCCAAGUUGUGCCACAACCCUGGGGUGUCACCAGUGAUGACUGCAAGACCUCAGUGGUGGGAGGAGGGAGAAAUACAAAGGAAUCCGUGGGUUGCCCUGCUGAUUUUGCCAAGAGGCUGCAAUGAUUUGGGUUUACAUGGGGACAAGGCUGCCACGAGGAGCAUGACCCCACUGCUGGCUGGCGUGACGUGGCCUUGUGCCAUCAGGCUCCUUGCCACAGGGCUAAUAUAUGAAUAUGAGGGUGUGAUCAGCUUGCUCCAUUAAAUACAUCCUCUUUCAUGGCUUGCUGGAAUAAGCUGAUUAUUGCAAGGAUCCCUUCAUCUGCAGCUCUCGCAUACUUUCUGUUUGCAUGCAGGUAGGUCAGCCAGCACUCUGGCCGACGCGCUCGUCGUGCUGCAGUGUUUGCAUGCUGCUCCACCUGCAUGCUCAGACAGCUGCAAACAAGGUCACCCAUCACCAGGGCUGAGCGUCUCCAUCCCUGUGUGGGGUAUGCUGUGUUCCUGUGAGCAGGAUGCCUCACUUGAACAGCAGCCAGCACUGCCUGCCAGCACUGCACUAAAAAAGCAAAAUGCCCAACUGCUUGGCUUAUAUGGCAGUGAUUUGGGAGGUGGAGGACCUGAGAUCCUGAUCUGGGACAGGCUCAGAGCAGACAGGCACAUGCAGUAGAGACAUGGAAGCCAGUUCCUGAGCUUCUCUCAAGGUUUACACCAUUGGUGAAAAGACCCUGGGCUGGGUAGAGCUGCGGUCCAUCCAUGGAGUUCGUGGGGAGGGAAGGAGCCCAAUGUCCUAAGGUUGAUGUCAGACCACAGCACAGCCUUCCUCCUGGUGGGCUGAUUGGCACAAGCACCCCAUUUAGAGCUUUAGGGACUGGGCUUCGUGGUGGUAGCAGGGCAGCCAAGUGAGCAACUAACUGGGAGGUCUUGUACUCACAUGCACUCGGUGGACCCAGGGUGCUCUGUCCCUGUGCCCAUGCGGCUGAUGCUCAGUGCUCUGUCCCCAUGCCCAUCUGGCUGAUGCUCACAUUCUUCCUUCCUUCAGUGUUCCACCUGUCCAGGAAGGUGACCUCCGUCGUGCCGGAGAGCUGCCUCCUCAUCCUGCUGGGGCUGGGCCUGGGCGGCAUUGUGUUGGCCGUGGCCAAGAAACCCAAAUACCAGCUGGAGCCCAACAUGUUCUUCCUGUUCCUCCUGCCCCCCAUCGUCCUGGACUCGGGCUACUUCAUGCCCAGCCGCUUGUUCUUCGACAACAUCGGUGCCAUCCUCACCUACGCGGUUGUGGGCACGCUCUGGAACUCCUUCACCACCGGCACGGCGCUCUGGGGCCUGCACCAGGCAGGGCUGAUGGCAGAUCCAGGCGUGGAAGCUGGGCUGAUGGAUUUCCUGCUCUUCGGCAGCCUCAUCUCGGCUGUGGACCCUGUGGCAGUGUUGGCAGUUUUUGAAGAGGUCCAUGUAAACGAGACCCUCUUCAUCAUUGUGUUUGGCGAGUCCCUCCUGAAUGAUGCUGUCACUGUGGUGCUGUACAAGGUCUUCAACUCUUUUGUGGAGCUUGGCCCAGCACACAUCCAUGCCACGGACUACGUGAAGGGGGUAGCUUCCUUCUUUCUGGUGAGUCUGGGGGGCACGGCCGUGGGGCUGCUCUUCGCCUUCCUUCUGGCCCUCAUCACACGGUUCACCAAACGUGUGCGCAUCAUCGAGCCGCUCUUUGUCUUCCUUCUGGCCUAUGUUGCCUACCUGGCUGCUGAGAUGGUCUCGCUCUCCGCCAUCCUGGCAGUCACCUUCUGUGGGAUCUGCUGCAAGAAGUACGUGGAAGCCAACAUCUCCCAGAAAUCCCGCACCACGGUCAAGUACACCAUGAAGACGCUGGCCAGCAGCUCAGAGACCAUCAUCUUCAUGUUUCUGGGCAUGUCAGCUGUGGACACUUCCAAGUGGACAUGGGACACCGCGCUGGUGCUGGGCACCCUGUUCUUCAUCCUGCUCUUCAGAGCUGUGGGUGUUGUCCUCCAGACCUACGUCCUCAACCACUUCCGCCUCAUCCCCCUGGACAGGAUUGACCAGGUGGUCAUGUCAUACGGCGGCCUCCGUGGAGCCGUCGCCUUCGCCCUGGUCAUCCUGCUGGACAAGGCAAAGGUGAAAGCCAAGGACUACUUUGUGGCAACGACCAUCGUGGUGGUGUUCUUCACUGUCAUCGUGCAGGGCCUCACCAUCAAACCACUGGUGACGUGGCUGAAGGUGAAACGCAGCGACCACCACAAACCCACACUGAAUGAGGAGCUACAUGAGCAUGCCUUUGACCACAUCCUGGCAGCAGUGGAGGACAUCGUGGGACACCAUGGCUACCACUACUGGCGGGACAAGUGGGAGCAGUUUGACAAAAAGUACCUGAGCCAGCUCCUGAUGAGGAAAUCUGCCUACAAGCUGCGGGAUGAGAUCUGGGAUGUCUACUACAAGCUGAACAUCCGCGAUGCCAUCAGCUUUGUGGACCAGGGUGGCCACGUGCUGUCAGCUGCCAAGCUGGCGCUGCCCUCCAUGCCCAGCCGCACGUCCAUGUCAGAGUCGUCGGUUACAAACCUGCUGAGGGAGAGCGGGAGUGGUGCCUGCCUGGACCUGCAGGUGAUCGACACGGUGCGGAGCCGGCGGGACAAGGAGGAUGCAGCCAUGCACCACGUGCUGCGUGGGAGCCUCUACAAGCCCCGGCGGCGGUACAAGGCCAGCUACAGCCGUCACUUCAUCUCUCCAGAUAAACAAGAACGCCAAGAUAAAGAAAUCUUCCGGCAGAACAUGAAGAGGCGCCUGGAGACGUUCAAGUCCACCAAGCACAACGUCUGCUCCUCUAAGAGCAAAGCCAGGCUGAAGGAAAAGGGCAGGAAAAAGAAAAACAUCUCUCUGCCCAGCGAUGCACCCAAUGGGAGGACGCACAGAAACGUCCCCUGGCAGGAGGCGGCUCCCGUGCUGGUGACGGUCAGCUCUGAUGAGGAGGAGAGCGAUAGCUCAGAGACAGAGAGAGAGGAUGAUGAAGGGAUCGUGUUCAUCGCUCGUGCCACCGAUGAGGUCCUGCAGGGAAGGACAACCACAGGCAGCUUGGACGUCUGCCCCAGCCCCUGCAUCAUCCCGCCAUCACCCACCUUGGCAGAGAAGGAGCUGCCAUGGAAAGGAGACCAGGCUGACCUGGCUGUUUACGUCUCCUCGGAGACCACCAAAAUCGUGCCGGUGGAUAUGCAGAAAGCAUGGAACCAAAGCAUCUCCUCCCUGGAGAGCAUCGCCUCUCCUCCAGGCAUCGAGACAGGAACACAGCACAGGAGGUUUGCCCGCCCCAUGCUGGAGAAGCAGCCGCAGUCAGCAAGCCAGGCGACGCCGGAGCAGGUCUCACGUUUCCAGUUCCCCAGCCAUAUAUCCAAGAGCAGCAGGUCGAAGAGCGACAGCAGCCCCGAGGGUGUGGAGCAGCAGGAGCUGCAGCCCCUGAUGGGCACAGAGGAGCAGGGCAGGGGGCUGCCCCCGGCUGAGCACCGGCGGCUCGCGUUCAGCAGAGCCAGCCACAUCUGAAACACACGGCGUGUGGGGCAGGCUGCCACCCACCAGCUGCUCCAUCGUUGUACUUCGUGAAGCUUCUGCGUGUCUCCUCCAACUCCAGGAGCAGCCGGAGAGCUUUGGGGCUUUGCUCAUGCUGAUGCGAGGCUGGUAGACAGAUGGGCAUGAUGCUGCGAGAGCAGGCACCAGUCCCAUCCACCCAGGGGGCACAGACCCCACAUCUGGCUCUCUUGUUCUUUGGUCUUUGUCUCCUGUAUCGCAGCACUGGGAGGCCAGAGGUGUUCCUCCCAGAGGUGGUCUUGAUGCCACUGUGGCUGUGCCAGCAUGAGGUUUGGGGUUCUGGCUGAUGGGCUCCUCCAGCUGACCCUCCAGCCUCUUCAGGAGGCUGCUGCACAACAGCCCAUCCCCACCCAGCCUCUGGCUUCCAGGAACUGGGUUGCUCAGAGCGCGUUGGGAGAGCAGAGAUCAGCCCCCUUCCACGGCAGCUCCGUCCCCUGGGUUCUGGAGGCACUGCAGAAGCAAAGCCAUGACCUUCUCAGGACUGAGGUUUGGCUCCACCGGGAGCCAGGCUGCAUACGCACAGGGACACUUCUGGCACUCGUUUGGCUGUGCCAGCCCCACACUGCUCACCCAGGUGUGCUCCCCAUGGCUGCAGCAUUCUGUUUUCUGGCUUUACUAGGAGACAGCAGCCCUGCAUGGCACCCUUCAUUCUGCCUGCAUCCCAGUCCCUCUAGUUGCCCAGGGCUCGUCACCUGGGAAGGCACCAAGGGGAGCAGCAGGGCUGAAUGGUAAAGCAGGAACAGGGGAGAUGGUGAGAGCAGAUGGGUGAGAGCUGAGUGCAUCUGCAAAGCUCUGCCCCGGCACCUGCCCCCCAGCCACCCAAAAGGGACCCCAGGAUCUUGUUCCCCAAGAUCUGCUCAGAGCUCGGUGUAGUUGGAGUGGGGAUGCUCCAAUUUGGGCUGCUAACACCUAACAGCAAGCACAUGGCUGCCCAUUGCAGCUCCCUGGGGUGCUGGGUCUGCAGGCAUCGGGAUGCUUCGAUGCACUGGGUGAAUGAGCCCAGCAUGGGUCGGGCAAGGCGGCGGCACCCGGUACUGCUAGCAAGGCCGUUCUGCUCUGUACCUGCCCUGCCAACUGGAGCAUGAGGUUUUUAAAAGGUUUUUAUAUAGUUUUGCAUUUCUUGUAUGCCUUAUUCCAGUUUUGAUUUCUGAUAUUGGGCCAUACUAAAUCUCUAGCUGGGUCAGUGUUUUUUCUGUAGCUGUGGGCACCACGAACAACUCCAGACUUAGUAUCUUAUUUGCAAGAAUAUUGUUUUAAUGUGAAACUAUAUGCAGAGUAUUUUGUAAUGUUCAAUAAAUCAGAGUUGGAGCAGGUG
Molecule: messenger RNA, 4913 nt
Organism: Lagopus leucura (white-tailed ptarmigan)
Lineage: Eukaryota; Metazoa; Chordata; Aves; Galliformes; Phasianidae
Gene: SLC9A5
Product: solute carrier family 9 member A5
Exons: 15
Coding region: 1016-3553 (845 amino acids)
Biological process (GO): sodium ion transport; proton transmembrane transport; regulation of pH
Cellular component (GO): membrane
Molecular function (GO): sodium:proton antiporter activity
Source: RefSeq, a predicted model, not a curated record